AUGCAGAACGGGCAAGGCUUAAAGAAAGGAUUGGUGGCUCAAUGGUCAGCUACCCGCGAUUCUGGCGAAAAGUUCCAGUUUCUGAAAGCAUUCCUUUUGGAUCGGGACAUGACCAGCAUCAAAGUGUUGAGCGAAGAUAAGUCCAAGGAGAAGUUCACCGAGAUGCCGCUAUGCCUGAUAAGGCAGAAGUACGAGCCCCUCCCAGGAGGGAAGCAGUUCGUAAAGGACAUAAUCCAAAGCCAAAAGGGCAGGAAGCAUCCGCAGUCCUCGGACGACGAGAUGAAGAUCUAUAAGGUAUAUGUUGGGGUGGAUAUCACCAGCGGCUUGGUUGCAAAUACGUGUUGA
Molecule: messenger RNA, 345 nt
Organism: Symbiodinium pilosum
Lineage: Eukaryota; Dinophyceae; Suessiales; Symbiodiniaceae
Source: the annotation of a GenBank genome assembly